GCUCAGUGGCUCGGCUGCAGUUGGCUCCCUUCAGUUGGCUCCCUGGCCUGGUCGGGAGCGCACGGACGCACGCUUCUGCUCCGCCGCCAGACACUCUACUCCCUUGCCUGCCGCCACUCGCUGUCGCGUCUCACUGGCACUUACACACGCACGAACUAACGCCCUCCAAGCAGCCCCUGAACACUCUGGUAUACACGUGUUUAGGUGGUGUAGGUGGUGUACAUAGGUGUCCUGUGGAGACGUACGCGGACCACCCUCGCGUAGUGGACACCCGAAUGAACCCGGAAUAAACUUGUCAGAGGGAAGAUAUGUCGGAGCUGUAUCAGUGAACCCUCCCUGUCCUCCCGACGCGCCACACGCAGCAACAUGUGGCCCUGGCCGGUAAUGGCGCCCCACGCAGAGCCCCGCGGGAGACACACACGACCCUCCCGCCGAUCAGCUGAGGAAGGAGGCCACGAGAUCAGUUGCAGGAGACGGGCUGUCGGGGGCCUGGAGGGCUGCCUUCUGCUGUGGGCCUUCGCUGCCAGCCUCUCCCUCGGAGAAUGUGACAAGCUGAACUACCUGGGGGUGCUGGACAAACUGUUGGAAGGGUACGACAGACGAGCCACGCCCACCAACCACCUCAACAACGCCACCACCGUCAUGUGUGAGCUGUACAUCAGAAGUUUUGGCUCCAUUGACCCGAAUUCCAUGGACUACCAGGUGGAUCUGUACCUCCGUCAGGCGUGGGUGGACAUGAGACUCAACCACGUAAACUUGACGGAGCCGCUGGACCUGAAUGACCCAAACCUAGUGAAGGCCCUUUGGAAACCCGAGGUGUACUUCCCUAACGCCAAACACGCAGAGUUCCAGUUCGUGACGGUCCCCAACGUGCUAGUGCGCAUCAAUCCCAUGGGCGAAAUCCUCUACAUGCUGAGACUGAAGCUCGUGUUUGCCUGCAUGAUGGAGCUCUCAAAGUUCCCGCUCGAUUCGCAAGUGUGCACCAUGGAGAUAGCCAGCUUUUCCAAGACGAUGAAGGAGCUGAACCUGUCGUGGAAGAAUGACGACCCCAUCAAGAUGUACAAGAACAUGCGGAUGCCUCAGUUCGAGAUGGAGCAGAUCGUGCCCACCACAUGCCAGGAGUCCUUCCAGAUCGGCAACUACAGCUGUUUGGUGGCGGAGUUCCACAUGCGACGCGCCAUUGGGUUCCACCUGGUCCAGAGUUACCUGCCCACCAUCCUCAUUGUGGUCAUCUCCUGGGUCUCCUUCUGGAUGGACGUGGAUUCAGUACCUGGCAGAACCACACUGGGCGUCACCACUCUGCUCACCGUGUCCUCAAAGUCCUCAGGUAUCCAAGCUGGACUUCCCCAAGUGUCCUACGUGAAGGCCAUUGACGUGUGGAUGGGCGCAUGCACAGCCUUCGUGUUCUGCGCCCUGCUGGAGUUCACCUUCGUCAACUACCUGUGGCGUCGGCGUCCUCAGAUGGAGCUCCGUCUGAGGGGAGGCUCUAACGGCAUCUGUCUGGCUGACCGCUUCCCCAACCUCGGCACCGGCUUCCCCACGCCCCAGAAGUCCCCCAGCGCCAUGGCUAGCAACACGGAGGUCAAGAUCAGCCAGGCGGGCAGCGGCGGGGCAGUGGUCACCACCCCGGGCAGCAACCCUCCUGGAGGAAGCUCAGACACUGAUAUCCAUCUGAAGGGCGGCUCCUCCCCGUGCCAAGAGGACCCCGCGCAGGUCACGGCCCAGAUCGUGCGAGCCUUCAAGCAAUCCAACAAGAUCAAGGCUCGGCAGAUCGACGAGUAUUGCCGCGGCCUCUUUCCUCUCCUCUUUGGCCUCUUCAACAUCUUUUACUGGUGCUACUACAUGCUCUAGGUCCUCUUCCUCACCUUCAUCUCCUUCUCUUCAAUGUCAAUGACUCGGAAAAGAAGAAAAUUUCAAUUCUAACUCUUCGCUUCCAAAACAAAAUAUCGGGUCAAGUUUGCGGGUUGUGAUUCCCGGCGUGAGAGUCUCGCAGCGGCGGUGUGCGAGGCCACACCCGCGGGACGGAGGUGAGGUGGUGGAAGGCAUACCUGUGGCUGCACGGGUAUGAACUGUGAUUUGCUGAGGCUUUUGUGGCUGAGUGGCAAUGAAUACUGAGUAAAUACUUCAAUGUGAUGCUGCGGCUCGCGGAGAUCCUGGAGGACGGCAAGAGACCUAGUGAGGCAGGCAGCCCCCACGCGGAGGGAACCGCAGGUGGGCGAGCCCGGGUCACGAAAGCAACUGCAGUCUUAUUCUAGAUUCAUAGAUAUUUUUGUAUAAAAAUACGUCACUGAAUCUGCCUCCUGGAUCUUCUUAUCUCUGGUGCGCGUUUCUGUCUCCGCUCCCACAGAUUUACAUGUGUGAUGGAGACAAGUAUUAUAUGGACUAUUUGUUAGCGUUAAGGUACGGCGGCCCGAGCCGGGGACAGCAAGCCCGGCGGUGGUGCGGGCCCCGGCGGGCAGGGCUUGGCGUGGCAGCAAUGGUGGUGAAGCUGCGACAGCCGCGAGGUGACGGCCCGCCACACCUGGCCACCGCGUCCCUGCUGUCCCCGCCCCGCGGCUCCCGGCACACUAUACAUAAGCUUUAUUAUUCAUGUCAGAUUUAGCAUAAGCAAGAAUCGCUCCGCCACGCCCCAAACUCUCUCAACACCCCUGACAAGAGCCAGACUGAUACGCUUGUAUGCAUGUAUGUGUCGAAACACUUACAGUAUUAUACACACAUAUAUAUGCAUACGUGUUAGGAGCAAACAUACACAUACUGUGCAUAAUUCCCGCAAUGUUGUAAAAUAUUUGAUGCAUAAUACAUAAACAUCAAAAUAUAUUAUACACAAAUCUAUGUACAUUAACUAUACUGUAAUGGUGACGGUGUGUGUGUCGUCCCAAGGCGUGGGUGUCCGUGGUGCUGCACGUGUGUCGGGCGCCGGCCAGCGGCAUGACGCCAGGCUCGCCGGGCCACGACAGAAUCACAAUUAGGCAUUUCUCGGCAGGCGGUGGACGCACGCGGCUCCCCGCUGGUUGUGUGGUAGUCGCAGCCCCGGCGGAAGGAAGACUAGCAGCCUCAGCGGUCCAGCGGUGGACGCGACGCUCCACAUGAUGCCCAACUCAACAAAGUAGCCAGACCGAGCAUGUACACCGCUACACCGCCACGCCCUCCCAGGAGCGGCUUCCCACACGCCGCCCGCUCAAAGAAGUUCCCGCGGCGUGACUUGGGCGGCGCGCUGCGUGGUGCAUUCUGAGGAUCCUCAUUACCUGGAGAGAAACUGUUAGACUAAUUAUUUUGAAUAAUCUAUUUUCACUAAACGUGAUAAGAUCAUUUUGGCAGUACUUGCACCGGGGGCAUGGCCAGCGGGGCCAGGCUGGACAGAGCACUGCUGUACAUAAUAUUCUACAUUCUAAAGAGGACAGUCAGUCAGUCGUUCACGUGCCCGUCCACUCGCCCCGCCGCGCCUGCCCAGUGAUACCCUGCAGAGGGUGUUGUACAUAGUCACCGCUUGAGGCGCUACCACACGACCCACAACUUCCUUCAACACGUCUAGGGAAACAUUACCGAUGACAGGAGAAACGGCGACAGAUUCCCGCAAGAUGGGAACGUAAUGUGGCGUGCACGUCAAGGACUAAGGCACUAAGCCUUGCCCAGAGGCGCCUAGGUUACGUGCGAAUAGCCACGCCGCUGAUCUAUAGAUACUGUUCACCGGCACGCAGAAACAUGGACACCGUUGUGUAAUCAAUUAUUGCAUCCUGGAACAAGCGUCACACUGUACAAAACAAUCUGUAUUAAAAUCAAUCAAGCAGCACGUCAACCACCGGGUGUGCUUGGACCCGCACCAUGUUAUGAACAACACCAUAAUGUCAAAGGUCACGCUCCGCAGUGUGCCAUCACCUGGUGGACACGCGGUCACGGGCGUGACGUCACGAUUCCCGACGCCUGCACCGGAAUGCUGACCCGCUCACUGGACGGUUCAAGGAAAGACGCCCCGUGUAAUAGCCCCUUUAGUAACGCGGAUUCCGGCGGCCUGCCUGCACCCUUACUCCCGCUCCUCCGCCGCCCGCUGCCACUCCCGCUGCGCCGCCACGGAGUCCGCACGGAGAAACAAACACACUGAAGGGCGAAACGCAGCUGUCUGUCACGUGACAAUAACUCUCCCCCAACGUGUAUCAGGAGCUCCGUCAAAGCCUUGCGGUUGGUUUCCUUCUCGUGUAUAGAAAGCGUCACCGCAAGCACAGCGCGAGUCGCCGCUCACCGCUGCACAAACAAAGGGAACAACACACAACAGGCAGCAGAUAAAGCAUGAUCUCUUAUGCCCCAAGACUCAGGCAAUGAGCAGCGGGUGUUGCGGCAUCGGGUAGCGGUGAAGUUCGCGUGAAACACACCAACUCACCAAUCAACACCCUCACGGCACGGCGCGGGUGUGACGGGCGGGCUGUGAGUACCUGUGUGGGCGGCCCGCAGCCUCUGGUGAGGGAGCGCCUUCCUGCCAUGCCUGGGGCUCGCCGCGGCCAGCACUCCGCGUUCAUUUCAUUACAGUCUUAAAAGUAAAGCUGAAAAAUGACUGACAGAGGGGAGAAAAUCCGCUGGCCACUCUAAUGACGCACUCACCAAACACUCACAAAUUCUUCUCGCUUCCCCUGAUCCCCAGCACACAGGCAGACAGGAUGGCUAGUGUAUACGCAACUUUGCAAGGCAGCCCCGGCAUACCACAGGGGUGCCCUCCCUCACGCACCUGCCCCGCCCCGCCCCGCCCCGUCCCGUAAGCCCAGUACCCUCCAGGCCACCUCGUCUGGAUUCCAUCGAAACGUUACAUAGUAGAAUCCAAAUGCAGUUUUUAUCAAAUUUUCAAUAAUGGAACUAAUCUUGACCCUGGUUCCCUUCGUUUAGACAGGUGUAGCAGUAGUCGCCCCACGGUUCACCUCACUCCUCGUUUUGGCCGCUGUCGCCCAACAAGCCACUCGUUCCUCAGUUGCUAUUAAUGCAUCGUAGACGAGGCAGUGUAGAGUUGCUCUGUGUUAUCAACCAAUAAUAAUGAUAAUUCUAUGGCGCUUCCUAUCGUAGACUAUUUUCUCACCGCCUGGUUUUUCCUUCUCUCCUGUUUUAGGUCGCGUCAGAAUCAGCCGCCACAGCUGCACUUGGCAUGGGUUACAUUAAGUCAGGUUUACUAACAUUGUAUUUGAUUAGAUAAGGAGAGGUGUGACUACGUAAAGUUACCUAACCUUACAGAACACGACCUUAUCUAACCUAACCUAAUAUAACCGACACCAAACGUAGGUAGGGCGACUGACCACCCCGUGACUUAUCUCCUGUUUCCCAUACGUUCUGUACAGAAUUCCUGACCCUGUAUUUCGUCUACGCACCUGCCCCGCGAUCCUCUCACACCCAGACGCUGUGUACUACGAAUAGAUCAACACCCACGCUUACCUUGGUGGGGUAUUAUGUCAUUCAGCGCUUUAUAUAUAUAUACUUAUACACACGUACGUACACUACUGCAGUAUUACUAACGCUAUUCUCGCUCCCUCUCCCUCUCUUUCUCUCUCGCAUCCAACACUCGACGUCUCUCACGGCUUCAGGAGUACAAAACUAUAGUAACAGUCCUUUGUCAUGAAAAGAAACUAUUGAAAACUUGAAAAAACAGACGCUAAUGAUUGAUGAUAACAAAUGUGCACUUAAACACACACACACACACACACACACACACACACACACACACACACACACACACACACACACACACACACACACACACACACACACACACACACCACACAUACACACACACAAAGCAAAUCCUGACGUGGUGUGACCUUACCUGACCUCUUUUUCCUCCCUCUCUCUCUCUGAAGUUCGUGUUUUAUUUAUUUUUUUCAUUGAACGAGGCGAACGGUAGUCAAUAGUACCAAAACAAAGACUACUCAAGUAAAGACAAUAACUCCCCCCUUCGCCGGAAAUAAGUCGUACUGAAACCCUGCUAAAAUAAAGACAAAGAAGUUAUUAAUUCAUCUAAAAGAAAACGCAGUAACUCAGUUCCAAUCAACCUCACUCUUCCCUCAUAGGAAAAAAGAAAUCAGGAGUAAAAAUAUAAACAAACAAUUCGCUCUCUGUAAUUCCCGAUAGCAAAACAGAACCUUAAAAAAAUACCAUACCAAUCUGAAUUAUCUCUCUCUCGGUCCUAAUCAACCUUACUUCACUAUAGAAUAUAUAUAAAAAGAAUCACAAUAAGUAAAAACAGCAAAAAUAAUUGACUUCUUGUAACUCACGAUAUUAAAACAGAACCUUUAAAGAAAUGCCAAGCCAACCAGAACUAUCUCUCUCUCUCUCGGUCUUAAUCAAUCUUACUUCUCCAUGAAAAUUAUAUAAAAAGAAGCACAAUAAGUAAAUAUAUAUAAAUAACAAAGAUAAUUCGUUCCUUUUGACUCCCGAUAUCAAAACAAAACCUUAAAAAAUUGUUAAACCAACCUAAAACUUUCUCUCGAACUUCCUCCAUAAGAAGGGUAAAUGAGAAAAUAAUAAGUAAAGCUAUAAAUAAAUAUAAUUCGUUCUCUGUAACUUCCAAUAUCAAAAGCAAAAGUCUUCAUAAAAUGCUAGGUUGGCUUCAAAACAUGCUAGGUUGGCUUCAAAAAAUACUAGGUUGACUUCAAAAAAAUACUAGGUUGACUUCAAAACAUGCUAGGUUGGCUUAAAAAAAAAUACUAGGUUGGCUUAAAAAAUGCUAGGUUGGCUUCAAAAAAUGCUAGGUUGGCUUCAAAAAAUGCUAGAUUGGCUUCAAAAAAUGCUAGGUUGGCUUUAAAAAUGCUAGGUUGGCUUCAAAAAAUGCUAGAUUGGCUUCAAAAAUGCUAGGUUGGCUUUAAAAAUGCUAGAUUGGCUUCAAAAAAUGCUAGAUUGGCUUCAAAAAAUGCUAGAUUGGCUUCAAAAAAUGCUAGGUUCGUUUCA
Portunus trituberculatus (swimming crab) is the source of this 6918-nucleotide messenger RNA. Its product is annotated as glycine receptor subunit alphaZ1-like. Gene Ontology annotation, cellular component: neuron projection; synapse; membrane. The record is from RefSeq and is a predicted model, not a curated record. The transcript is spliced from 12 exons. NCBI's taxonomy places the organism in Eukaryota, Metazoa, Arthropoda, Malacostraca, Decapoda, Portunidae. Gene Ontology annotation, biological process: chemical synaptic transmission; signal transduction; nervous system process. The coding region runs from base 367 to 1851 and encodes 494 amino acids. Gene Ontology annotation, molecular function: neurotransmitter receptor activity; chloride channel activity; transmembrane signaling receptor activity.